AUGUCGGGUUUUGUCGCUCCGCGCAAGGACGAGCGGUUUUUGACCCUCGCCGACGCGAUCGCGGGGGUCGAGCACUUCGCGGAACAGACGCAGCAGCGCCACGUGCGUGUCCAGCAACGGCCGUCGAGUAGUGACGCGGUAGUGCCUGGCGUCUCCUCCCGGCACAGUUGGAUCGCUAGUACUGGCGCUUCCGCUUCCACUGGAGCUCCUGACGCUUCCUCGGUCGGAUCAAAUACCGUCAUCCUCGAGUGUGAAAAUGCUCCGAGUUGCAAGUGGUUUGUGCGUCUGUUGUUUGUGAAAGGAGAGAAGAAGUGGAAGAUCUCGAGCAUGAACGUGGAUCACCACAAGACCCUCUGUCUGGAACGGAAGCAGGCAGUUGCAACCAAGAGCGGGGACGGGGCUGGAGGCUUUGUAGCACCUGUGGUACCCACCCAGUUGUUAAACAAUGUACAGGAUCAUGAAGGUGCUAAUGGAGCAGCAAUGUUGGAAUUAGCCGCCACUGCUACUGGUGCAGAGGAAGAGGCUGGUGUCAUAAAUGCGUCCGUGUACGUGGGCAUGGUGUUUGGAGACUGGAAAGUGGCGAUUGGAGCUGUGCGGGCACUUGCGGCUCAGACGGCACGUCGAACAAUUGCUGGAAUGCCAGCGUCAAUGUUGUGGCGGGGGAAGAGCGUGAUGGCACGUCGUGUUGUGUGUCAGAACCACCGUAAUUCGAAAUGUGGAUGGAAAGUGGUGCUGGGCGAGUCUGGUGAUGGAUCAGAGCGAUAUACGGUCUUGUCGAUGAGCUUGCUGCACUCGAGAGAAUGCUUAGAGACCUGUAAUUUUAAUCUGCGCAUGAAAGGGAUGCCGGCUGCGAUAGAAACGAGUGCUAAAGCUGACAACGUUGCGGACUCGUUGACGCCAGUACCUGGUGGUACACCACUUAGCUCAUCGUUGUUACUUGAUGAUACUUCGAGAUACCAAUUGACGCACGAAAUGCGUUGGAGUACAGGCAAGGAAGCCACGAAAGCGAUUAGCGAUUUCACACUAGUAGUGCAGCGUAAGCGCUCGAUGCUGUGCAAGCGCAACAAUGGCGGCAGCAACAAGAAGUAUGUCUGUUCGGACGAACAAUGCCUUUGGUUUGUGCAGCUUGUGAAAGGAUGGAAGUCAAAGAACUGGAAAAUAUCUGCGAUGAACUUGAAACACUCCGAUAAUUGCACGGGUGCACCGAAGCCGACUGCUCGGCAGCUGGCUGAGAUGCGAUUCUUUCGCCAAGCCGUGAUUACACACUCAAAGUCAUCAGGCAAGCUGCUGACCGACAAUUUCUUAAUGCACUCGGAGUCGGGCAUUCAUAUUCCGCGUGGUAUGGCUUACCGUGCACAGCGAAUGGUGGUUGCGACAUCUACGGACGACCUCACUGAAAGCUACAAGUACAUUCCGAGUUUGAUCGAGUCGUUUGUGCAGAAGAACCCCGGCUCGAUUGCCAAUUACGAGAAGGACGCACAAGGUCACUUCAUUCGAGCAUUCUUCAUGCCGAACGCGUCGAGAACGGUAUCGAUGCACCAGCAGCAGAUUUUCGGCAUUCACGUACUGCACUACGACACUGUAAGUUAUCAGGGCUGUAUGGCCUUGUUGGUCACGCGAGAUGGCAACCUCACGUAUCAGGUUGUGGCGUUCGCAUUGCUGCCAGCGAGUGAUGUGGAUAAUAUGAAAUGGUUUCUCGCAAUGGCCAAGCGUGGUGAUGUUCGCUUCGAGGGAAACCCCGUCUUCUGCUCGCAUAGUGAACACGGUCUCCUUCGAGCUUUGGCGCACGACGCGCAUUAUGCAAAAAUCAUGUUUUGCGUUCGAAGCCUACUUGAGGAAAUGGCACGUGACAAGGAUAUUCCCGUGCUUGGGCCGUUGGAAGAAAAGGUAUGGGAGCUGCAGCAACAAGAUAGCGAGGAAGCUUUUCUUAACGUUUUCAGGGACCUUGAAGCACUCAAUGCUGCCGCAGCGGCAUUUUUGCGAUCUGUGCACCCGAAAAACUGGGCGUGCUAUCUGAAUCAAACCGUCAGGCUCUACCGCUGGACGAGCACGGGUGCUGACGAGGCGAUCGUCGGUUCUGACAUUCGGCGCAGCGACGAGGCUCCUUUUGACCUCAUGUACACGUUCUUGGCCUUCCUUAUGGAUGGUAUUUUCAAGAAAAGCCAGCUAGCUUCGAAGUUGCUCGCUAACGACGGUCAGUCACCUCUAUUUCUCACACCUGGUGCCGACGCAAUAUACCGUCAGGGAAUGCAAGCUGCUGCAGGAUACACCGUACGCAGAUGCGACGAGCAAGUUGCAUUUGCAUGGAUAACGGGUGCACGUCCGAAAAUCACGUACAGGAUUGAUGUGGCGCUACGUACGUGCACAUGCGGCCAGAUGUUCCAGCUAGGGUUGCCAUGCUGCCACUUGAUUGCGGCGUCGAUGCAUUUAGGCAACGAGGCAGUGAUUCUAGAUAGCGUCGACCCUGUCUACAAAGCGGCGACGUACGCGGAGGUGCACCGCAAUCUUCGCAUCGAGAUCCCUGUUGCUGGGGACCUGCAGAAGGACCCUUCGUUGCUUCCAGCCAUUUCUACACGAAGUGCAAAGUCCAAGAAGCGAUCUCAAAGUGCUGUUAGCACCAGUGGCGCCGCAUCUUCAUCUCUCGUUCAUUCAUCCACUACGGUGUUAAGUACCGUGUCAUCUACUAUACCAGUCAGUUGCGAGGAUGCAUUGUCACCUCCUGGUAAAGCGCCACGGCUGGACCUGAACACGGACGUCGUCAAUAGUCUCAGCGAAGUCGUGUGA
This is a messenger RNA of Peronospora matthiolae, 2784 nucleotides long. The record is from the annotation of a GenBank genome assembly. Lineage: Eukaryota; Oomycota; Peronosporomycetes; Peronosporales; Peronosporaceae.